Molecule: messenger RNA, 1471 nt
Organism: Polypterus senegalus (gray bichir)
Lineage: Eukaryota; Metazoa; Chordata; Cladistia; Polypteriformes; Polypteridae
Product: neurofilament medium polypeptide-like
Exons: 6
Coding region: 2-1471 (489 amino acids)
Source: RefSeq, a predicted model, not a curated record
UAUGAGUGUGCACAGAGUUUAUCAUGGAUCAGCUCAUGUUGUUUAUUUUAAUAAUGAAUCGAUCUUUAUGAUGCAAAGAGAAUGCAUUUGCUUUGGAAUAUUUCUUCUGUUAGAUAUAAUGACAGGAGAUGCCGACGCAGCACCUCUUCCAGUAUAUCCCACCGUAUUUCCUACAAAUAAUAUCAAUGGAUCAAAGAAAUUACCUCCAGAAGUUCAAAGUCAACAGUUUUCAGAAGUUCAGAAUCACAUAGAUUCUAGACUUCCACACAAGUCAAACAAGGUGUUAUCAUUAAGGAGCUUACUGGUACAGAGCGGAAAUGGAGGGCCAUUACUGGGAAAAGUUCGUGUAAAGAAAUCAAGCACCCAAAAGAGGCCACAGAAGCCUGGAUCUGCACGCACUGAUGAAACCAACAAGAGCAGCAGAUGGAGCAACUUGAUUCCCGGAUAUCCAAGACUUUCUCGAUUGGUAGUUCUCAGUGCUGCAAUAAUCGGAGGACUUGCUGCAGUUUCACUUCUUCUGUGGUUUAAAAUAAUGCAAAAGGGGAAUUUGGAGCAUGUUGUGAAAGAGGAAAUAGUAGAAAAGAAAGAAAGUAAGAAAAAAAAAGGAGAGGAUAAGGUUCCUAUUGUGGAUGACAUAAAGCAUGAAGUUGUUGAUGAUAGAGAUUAUGAUUAUAAACACCAUGACACUUGUGAAGAUGAAUAUCGUGAAGGGGAUAGCGAUUACUAUUAUGAUGAUUAUGAUGAAGCAGUAUAUAAAGAUGAAGAAACUACCAGCACUGACUCCAGAGAAGAUGCCUCAGAGGGUAAAACUGAAUCGGAAGAAGAGGAAGAGGGUGAGGAAGAGGAGGAGGAACAUGAAGAGGAUGAGAAAGAAGAUAUGAAGCAGAAGAUCAUGGGGAUGGCAAUGGAAAACAUAAUGGGUGAUGGAGAUAGUCUGAAGCUUGGAGCAGAAAAAUUAAAAGAAGCAACUGGGAAGGUGAAAGAAAUGAGCAAGAAUAUCAAAGGGAAAGUGAAAGAAGUGAAAGGAAAAGUUAAAGAGGUGAAAGGGAAAGUCAAAGAUACAGCCAAGAAGGUGAAAGGAAAAGUAAAAGAUACAGGAAAGAAGAUAAAGGGGAAUGUCAAGAAGAUGAAAGGAAAAGUUAAAGAUAUGAGUAAGAAAAUUAAAGGAAAAGUAAAGAAUUUGAAAGGGAAGGUAAAAAAUAUGGGCAAAAAAAUGAAAGGGAAAGUGAAAAAUUUAGGGAAAAAGAUGAAAGGUCUGGGCAAAAAGAUGAAAGGAAAGGUAAAAAAUGUGGGCAAAAAAAUAAAAGGUAUUGGCAAAAAAUUAAAGGGUAUGCGUGGGAAGAUGAAGGGCCUGGGUAAGAAAAUGAAAGGCUUGGGCAAAAAGUUAAAAGGCUUUGGGAAAAAGAUGAAAGGAUUUGGAAAGAAAAUGAAAGGAUUUGGAAAGAAGAAGAAGAAAUUUAGCCUUUUUUAG